Messenger RNA from Osmia lignaria (orchard mason bee), 2433 nucleotides. It is a transcript of the gene Vps52, whose product is annotated as vacuolar protein sorting 52. Gene Ontology annotation, biological process: endocytic recycling; Golgi to vacuole transport; retrograde transport, endosome to Golgi. The record is from RefSeq and is a predicted model, not a curated record. Lineage: Eukaryota; Metazoa; Arthropoda; Insecta; Hymenoptera; Megachilidae. Gene Ontology annotation, molecular function: syntaxin binding. Gene Ontology annotation, cellular component: GARP complex.
AACAGUGAGUACAGUAUGUGUAAUCACUAAAUAAUAUAAACAGAAAUGAUACGUGCAAUAUAGAUUUAAUGAAAAUAAUUAAAUUAAUUUGAGGUACCGUAGGUGUGGUAAAAUGUCGGGUGAAAUAGAUAUUUUUGAUGAUAACGAGGCUCAAAUGCCUCAGGAUCUUGGAGAUGAUGUUGUCCAAGAUGUUUUAAAGACUGGCACAGAUUUACGCCAAUAUUCCAGACAAAUUGAAAAGGAAUUAAAGGAAGUCGAAAAUAAAUCUAUUCAGGACUACAUUAAAGAGAGUGAAAAUAUAGCCAGUCUUCAUAAUCAAAUUGCUGCAUGCGAUAACAUACUAGAGAAAAUGGAAUCAAUGUUGAUGAAUUUUCAAUUAGAUCUAGGGAGCAUUAGUUCAGAAAUACUUUAUCUCCAACGUAAAUCUGUAGCAAUGAGUCAACAGUUGUCUAACAGGCAGAUAAUUAGAGGUCCUCUCAGCCAGUUUAUAGAGGAUAUGACAGUGUCAGAAGCUCUUAUAGCAGGAAUUAUGGAUUGUCCUGUAACGGAAAAAGAAUUUUUAACCCAACUGCAAACGUUAAAUCAUAAAAUCAAUUUUGUAAAGGAGCAAAGUUUUAAAGAAGCAAAAUCUUGUUUAGACGUGAAAGAUAUAUUAGAGAAGUUAAAAAUGAAAGCUUUGGCAAAGAUCAGAACGUAUCUUUUGGAACAAAUUUAUAAGUGCAGGAAACCAAUGACAAAUUAUCAAGUGCCGCAGAAUAAUAUGUUGAAAUACAAAUUCUUUUUUGAGUUUGUUUUAGCGAACGAACGAAACGUAGCGGAAGAAAUUUGUGGAGAAUAUAUUAGCACAAUGAGUAAAAUAUAUUAUUCAUAUUUUAAAUCAUAUUCUUCAAGAUUAAUGAAAUUACAGUUUGAGGAAGGAGCAACUAAAGAUGAUUUAAUGGGAGUUGAAGAUAACGUGGGAAGAGGCAUUUUUCACAAAACUACAUUAAAACACAGGGGUACUGUAUUUUCUAUAGGUAACAGAGGUGAUGUUUUAAAUUCUCAAUUGGAAGCGCCUAUAAUUGUACCUCAUACUGCCACAAAAACAAGAUAUCAUUACGAAGCUCUUUUCAGAAGCGAACAGUAUGCUUUAGUAGAUAAUGCUUGUCGAGAAUACUUGUUUUUAACCGAAUUUUUUAAAGUUCGUGGUGCACAAGCAAUGGAUAUUUUUAAUCAGGUAAUGGGAAAGACAUUAAACUUGAUGGUGAAAAAUUUGCAAUCUUUUGUGGAUGAUUGCUAUGAUACAAUUGCUUUAUUCCUUUGCUUACAUUUAGUGAUGCGUUAUCAAUUAACUUGUCAUAAAAGAGCGGUGCCGGCUUUGGAUAAGUAUUGGGAUAACAUGACAUCAGUAAUUUGGCCUAGAUUUGAGUAUGUUUUCCAGUUAAAUAUUCAAAGUAUAAAGGAUUGUGAUCCGUUAAAAUUAACCAGAGAAACUGGACCGCACUAUAUUACAAGAAGAUAUGCUGAAUUUAGUGCUGCAAUGGUUAGCGUAGUCGAGGGAUUUCCUUGCGAAGGGGCGACACAGUUAUUAGCAGAAUUAAGGGAAGCUGUUCAGUAUUUCUUAUUAAGAAUGGCAGCUACGUUUCCUGAUAGAACUCAACAAUUAGUUUUUCUCAUUAAUAACUAUGAUUUGGUUCUUGGUGUUUUUAUGGAAAGAACCCGAGACAAUUCAAAAGAGGCUGAAAGUUUUCGGGAUCAAUUAAAUGCACGUUCAUCGGAAUACGUUGAGGAAAUUUUAAGUCCAUACUUUGGUGGUAUAAUACAAUUAGUGAAAGAAUCAGAGGCUUUAACCGAGAAAGAUCAAGCAGAUGAUUUAAAAAGACAAGAGGGAAAAGCAUUAGCGCUGGUACAGUCUUUUACAAAUAAUUGGAAAAGGGCGUUAGAAGAAAUUAAUCGCGAGGUACUGAAAUCAUUUCCCAGUCUGGUACUGGGAACAGCGUUGUUUCAACGUGCAAUGACACAAUUAGUGCAAUAUUACAACAGACUUCACAAGAUAUUACCGCCAAAUGCGCGAACUCAGUUGACUAAUAUUCAUCACAUAAUGAGGGAAAUUAAGAAAUACAAAACGAAUUAUUAAAAAAGCUGAACAACAAUUUUAUUGUUGUUUACCAUAGAUUUCAUUAUUGCUAUAUGUUUAACGUAAACACAUGACAGUAAGCAUAAUAUGUUAAACAAUGUUGAUUUUUCAACAAGUUUGAUAUAAACGAAUAAGUAAUAGAUAACAGUUUAGAAAAUAUAAAAUUUCUUGGUAAAGGUUUUUCCUUGAUCGAAUAAUAGUAAAUAUUUGUAAAUAAUUUAGUGUAUUAGUGCAAUAUAAACAAUAAUGAAAUGUAUUAGGCAGUGAAAAACACUGAAUGUUUAUUUAUAAAAGAAUAAAAACUACAGUAAUACUAA